Camelina sativa (false flax) is the source of this 1606-nucleotide messenger RNA. The record is from RefSeq and is a predicted model, not a curated record. Lineage: Eukaryota; Viridiplantae; Streptophyta; Magnoliopsida; Brassicales; Brassicaceae.
AAAAAAAAAAAAAUUGCAACAAAACACGAAAGAAAGAAAGGUCGAUUAUUCUUCGCUUUGCCUUGAAAUCUCUUCAAUCUAUCUAUCCUCCAAAUCUCCAAAAAAAAAAAAAAAAAAAAAAAAAAAAAAAGAUUGAACCUUUCCUAAUCGUCAUCUCAUCUCUAUUUCCUUUCUUUCUUUAGCGAAUCGCGAGAUCUCGGAUUCGCAUCAUUUGAUUUUGGGAUACUGUCUUUGUUUUCCUGUCUUUGUUUCUUUCUAUGAUUUCACGUGAAUUUUAAUUCUGAGCUGGCUACUAGGGCUGCUUCUUCUACUUCUUGGAGAGAGCUUUUUUUAAAAGGGAGAUUCUUUUUCUUUCUGUUUUGUCUCUGUUUGGAAUUUUUUUUUUUUUAUUGAUGAGAACGUGGCAAGAGAGAUCAUUAAUCACCGAUCACUUCGUCAUCCGAAUAUCAUUCGUUUUAAGGAGGUGGUGUUGACUCCAACUCAUCUUGCCAUUGCUAUGGAAUAUGCUGCUGGUGGUGAGCUCUUCGAACGUAUAUGUACUGCUGGAAGAUUUAGCGAGGAUGAGGCAAGAUAUUUCUUCCAGCAACUUAUAUCAGGUGUUAGCUAUUGCCAUGCUAUGCAAAUAUGUCAUAGAGAUCUGAAGCUCGAGAACACGCUCCUGGAUGGCAGCCCUGCUCCACGUCUGAAAAUCUGUGAUUUUGGUUAUUCCAAGUCCUCUUUGCUACACUCUAGGCCCAAAUCAACAGUUGGAACUCCAGCGUAUAUUGCACCUGAGGUCCUUUCUCGGAGAGAAUAUGAUGGCAAGAUGGCUGAUGUAUGGUCUUGUGGUGUGACUCUCUAUGUCAUGCUGGUUGGAGCAUACCCAUUUGAAGACCAGGAAGACCCCAAAAACUUCAGGAAAACAAUACAAAAAAUCAUGGCUGUUCAAUACAAGAUCCCGGACUACGUCCAUAUCUCACAGGAUUGUAAACAUCUCCUUUCCCGGAUAUUUGUUGCCAAUUCUCUCAAGAGGAUUACUAUUGCUGAGAUCAAGAAACACCCAUGGUUCCUGAAGAACUUGCCAAGGGAACUCACAGAGACAGCUCAAGCUACAUAUUUCAGAAAAGAGAACCCAACCUUUUCCUUCCAGACAGCUGAAGAGAUCAUGAAGAUAGUGGCUGACGCCAAAACGCCACCUCCGGUUUCUCGAUCCAUUGGAGGUUUUGGCUGGGGAGGUGCAGAAGGAAAAGAGGAAGAUGCAGAAGACGUGGAGGAGGAAGAAGAGGAGGAAGUGGAAGAAGAAGAAGACGAUGAAGAUGAAUACGACAAAACUGUAAAGGAAGUACACGCAAGUGGAGAAGUCAGAUUAAGUUGAUAUCUUGGUUUUUUUGGUUUGUGUAAGAUAAAAAAGUUCUCUUUGGUUUGUUGAAACUUAAAAAAUCUCUGUUCUUCUCGUGUUUGCCUUUUACAAUGCUUUUUGGGUUUUGGUUUCCUUUUAUUACGGUUUUGGAGAUUUGUAAAAUUUGCAGUAUAAGAAAAACAAACGGAGGGUGACGAUGAGACUUUGCUACACAUUGUGCUAUGAACAUUGUAUAACCUCGAAUAAAGAUUUUGUAAUUAGAUUUUA